This is a messenger RNA of Macadamia integrifolia, 1378 nucleotides long. RefSeq names its product xyloglucan endotransglucosylase/hydrolase protein 9-like. The record is from RefSeq and is a predicted model, not a curated record. Gene Ontology annotation, molecular function: xyloglucan:xyloglucosyl transferase activity; hydrolase activity, hydrolyzing O-glycosyl compounds. Gene Ontology annotation, biological process: cell wall biogenesis; xyloglucan metabolic process. The coding region runs from base 143 to 1024 and encodes 293 amino acids. The transcript has 3 exons. Gene Ontology annotation, cellular component: cell wall; apoplast. Lineage: Eukaryota; Viridiplantae; Streptophyta; Magnoliopsida; Proteales; Proteaceae.
UGGUCUGUGUGGAUUCACGAUUGGCUUGUCGGGAAGCCCCGACGUGGGUCUAUAAAUGCUGCUCCAUCUUCCAUAACUGUAGCAGUAGAAGGUUCAGAGAUUCAGGGGUAAGGAUUGGAGAAGAUAGCUUUCUAGAACUCCAAUGGCGGUUUCUCCUACUCUUUCGUCAAGCAAGCUCUUGUUGUUUAGUUUGUCCGGGUUCGUUUUGUUUGGGUUAGUGAGCCCAUCAAAGUUUGAUGAGCUCUUCCAACCGAGCUGGGCACUGGACCAUUUCAUUUACGAAGGAGAACAGCUUCAGCUCAAGCUUGACAAUUAUUCUGGUGCUGGGUUUACGUCAAAGAGCAAAUACAUGUUUGGGAAGACAACACUUCAGAUCAAACUCAUUGAAGGAGACUCUGCAGGAACUGUAACAGCAUUCUAUAUGUCAUCAGAUGGUCCAAAUCACAACGAAUUCGACUUCGAAUUCCUGGGAAACACGACCGGUGAACCAUACCUGGUUCAGACGAACAUAUACGUGAACGGUGUGGGCAACAGAGAGCAACGUUUGAACCUCUGGUUCGAUCCCACCAAAGACUUCCAUUCUUACUCCCUUCUCUGGAACCAGCGUCAAGUGGUUUUCCUAGUAGACGAGACACCGAUACGGGUUUUCACAAACAAGGAGAGACAAGGGGUGGCGUUCCCUAAAGAUCAAGCCAUGGGUGUGUACAGCUCUAUAUGGAAUGCCGACGAUUGGGCAACACAGGGAGGGAGAGUGAAGACGGACUGGACACAUGCUCCCUUUGUGGCUUCUUACAAGGGGUUCCAGAUUGAUGCCUGUGAGUGCCCCGUUACUGCGGCUGUGGAGGAGAAUGUGAAGAGGUGUAGUGCAAGUGAUAAGGGUUACUGGUGGGAUAAUCCAGUGAUGUCGGAGCUGAGUUUGCAUCAAAGCCAUCAACUCAUGUGGGUUCGAGCUAAUCAUCUUGUUUACGAUUAUUGCAUGGAUUCUUCGAGGUUCACUGUUGCACCUCCAGAGUGUGACAACUGACCAUAGCAGUUGCAGCUUUUGGGGUCUCAUUUAAGGGAAAACUUCAUAUCCUAUCCCACUGUAUAAAGAAGACAGAUAAACAUGAGCUUCAUGUUUCUUUUUCUUUUUAGUCAGUCAUCUUAGUUCUUUAUCUGUAUGUGUUCAGCUUUUCUUAGCUGUUCAUUGAUUAUUUACCGCUCCACAUUUUUAUCUCUACCCCACCUUUUUUUUUCUUUUUUUUGAGUUGGAAUUUCAUUUUGUCCAUGUUAUGGGUUGUUCCAAGAGGAAAAAUUUAGAUUGUGGGAAUAUCAUGCAUGGAUUUAGUUCUCGAUAUCGGUCUUGUUGAUAUCGAUCUAGAUCAGUGUGUCUCAGUCA